CACGAGCUGAGGGCAAGCAGCAUAUGCAAAACUUUACUUUACAGCACAUAACAUGUUUUAGAGGCUUUUGCACGCAAAUAAGCGGCUUUAUUUUAGUCUUUACCUCCAUAUAUUGAGGGAAUAAAAGAUGUUGACGCCUCUUUCUGCUUUUCAGACUCGGUUAGCUGAUAUUAUGGAAACAUUGGCCAAAACGGCGGUGUUGGAGAUCAGUAAACUUGUGGAGCUGGAAUGUAAAAUCCUCCUGUCUGAGGUGACCCGAGGUCAACAUGAGAUCGACUUCCUGAGGAAAAGACUGCAGCUGAUGGAGAAACACAUGUCAACAAAUAAUACAACUCAGAACCAGGAGGCUGGAGAUACUGGAGCAUCAGCACUGCUUACAGCAGUACAGGAGCACAGGUCCGGAACAGAGAUCCACAGCUCCGAAACAGAGAUCCACAGCUCAGAAGCAGAGAUCCACAGCUCCAAAGCAGAGAACCACAGUUCCGAAACAGAGAUCCACAGCUCCGAAACAGAGAUCCACAGCUCCAGAACGGAGAACAACAGCUCCAGAACGGAGAACAACAGCUCCAGAACGGAGAACAACAGCUCCAGAACGAAGAACCACACCUCCCGAACGGAGAACCACAGCCUCAGAAAGGAGAACCACACCUCCAGAAGAGAAAACAACAGCUCCAUAACAGAGAACCAGCCUCAUAUUAAAAGAGAGAGUGAGCUGGAAGAGUUCAGUGGGGGUGAUGCUGCUUUACUCGACACUCCUGUGACCUCUGAACAGGACCAUGCUGAUAUGAGAGAGAAACAGCGUGACUGUCGUCUGCAGCAGCAUCACGGAGAAGAACCGACUAUUGAAGUAAAGGUUAAACAGGAGGGCUUCUGGGACGCUGAAUUAGGAGGAGACAAGACGAGAGAUGGCAUACACAGCACUGAGGAAAGAUCCGCCAGGCAUCUCAGUGAUGAAUCUGCUGACAAACAGACUCAUCCACAGGACAGAAUCUUUUUUGAAAAUAAUUUACACGCCCCUGAAGGACCUGCUUUAAAAGUGCGCUCGAGCGCAGAGAUCGACAGCACACAGUCUUAUCUCCUACCGAAGCCCGUCAGGAGACGCGUGGCCUCCAGGUUCAAGGAGGAGAAGCGCUUCGCGUGCCCGCUCUGCACAAAGUGCUUCAAGUGUUUCAGCCAGCUGGAAAUCCACAAGCGGAGUCACACGGGUGAGAAGCCGUACAGGUGCACGCUGUGCGGUAAGAGGUACGCGCAGAAAGGUCACCUGUACACACACCAGCGCACACACACGGGAGAGAAGCCGUACCGCUGCAUGCACUGCGGCAAAGCUUUCAUCCAGAAGUGCUCUCUGGACAUGCACCAGAGAACUCACACCGGAGAGAAACCCUUCAUCUGUGUCGAAUGUGGGAAAGGCUUUACCAAGAAAUUCAAUCUGAACAAACAUCUGGUUGUGCAUUCAAACGCCAAGUCUGGCUUCUGUGAUCGGAACGGCAGAACCGUGAACGGACCCGGGCUCCGUUCCUCAAGCGUCGGGAAUAGCCCGAGGUCAAACAGUGCCGAGAAGGAGAAGUGUAACGCGGUGACACUCUUAGGAAAGGUGUUUGUGCUUGAUUUAUUCAUCACCAUAACAACAACAACAACAACAAUAGUAAUAAUAAUAAAGAUGGUGGAGACGAUGGUGAGCGACUCCCAUUUUCAGAGCCAGUUAGCGUCCAUAAUGGAAAUGCUGGCCAAAACGGCCGUGCUGGAAAUCGGCAAACUGGUGGAGGAGAGUCAUGCGGUGUUCAGGAGAGAGCUUUCCCGCAGGAUCUCAGAAAACGAGGGUCUGAAGAAGAAGUGCUCUUUGUUAGAGAGCGAGCUGAAGGCGAGCAGGAGGAGCACACAGGACAGAGCCGAGGCGCACAGUGUGCCCAAUAAAGAAGCCGGACAUCGUCCCACCAUCGAAGGCGUGUUUGGGAAGGAGUGGUGUAUGGACCUGUGGAGAGACAAGGAGUCCAGUGCGCUACACAAGCAUCAGAGCCAUGUGGACCCGUGUAUGAUAGAGUCUAUUGAUCUGAUGGAAGAUGAUGGACCCGACAUGAUCAUCAUCAAAGACGAGACGUUUGACGACGGCCCGGGUAAAAGCAAGCCACAAGCCAACUCGAGGAGCAGUGAGAAAGACCCUGCGUUCUCGGGUGUGGAACGCGACGUGGCCCAGAGCAGUGAGGAGUUCCUCCCGUACGCCGCCGCGCUCGCCAACACGCCGCCGAGACGCGCGGCCGAGCAGCCGUUCGACGUCAGAGCGGACCCGAGACCGUCUGCGCUCGAAGACGCCGCCACGUCGUCCAACGUGAGCUCGGAGGAGUUCGGCGGAUUCUUUCCCGCUAACAUGCACCUGAACGCCCCGAAGAACUUAACGUCCGGUCCGGAGCAGAAGAAGUUUGAAUGCGUGUUCUGCGGGAAGAACUUUAACUACUUGAGCUAUUUAAAAGUGCACUUACGGACGCACUCCGGAGAGAAACCCUUCGGCUGCACGGUGUGCGGUAAGCGCUUCGCUCAGAAGACGUACCUCAAAAUCCACAUGCGCACUCACUCCGGAGAGAGACCCUACACGUGCAUGGAGUGCGCCAAGAGCUUUUCUCAGAAGAGUUCGCUAAAUAUACACCUGCGCAGCCACACCGGAGAGAAACCGUACAGCUGCGUGGACUGCGGGAAACGCUACGCAUAUAAACACGGCUUCAACAUCCAUCAGUGCAACGGCUAAACCUGUAGCGGGGUUAAAUCUAUAGCUAGGAUAUUCCAAUAUUCGACACGCACACUGUGCACUGUGCAGAUCAGCACACGACACUCAGCUACCAGUUUAGGAAAAGCAAGGUGCAGUUACCGACUGCUUACAUUUAUACCGACUGUUAUACGAGCCGGCACAACGGAAGCAAUAACAGGAGUUCACUUGUUUCACAGACGUUCCACAAUAUUAAAUCAUUUUUUAUUAAUGUUGGACAAACCCCCGUGUGGGAAAAGUUCGACGUUCCUUCCAGAAUUUCACAUUUCAACAUACAGUUUGUCUUCGUUAUGGUUCCGUAUACAGUUUGGGGUUUUUUUAUUGAAUUUUUCUUACGAACGCUUCAAGUGCGGUUAAUUAUUAGUCGUGCUGUACGUGCUAAUCGACGACUGCUUGAAGCCGUGGGCUGCGUCCCAAACGGCGUACUUACCGUCUAUAUAGUAGCCGAGAUACGUGUAUUUUUCCCCACUACAGGCCUAUAGUAGGCAAGUAUGCGGUUUGGGACGCAGCCGAACUCUCUUGUUCGCCGUAAAAUGUUGAGAACCGGCGUGUGUGAUCGCGUCCUGUCGCAAAAUGCGGCGAAAACGCUCACACGACGUUCAUAAUGGGAUUACGGUGUGUAAUACAUGUCUGUAAUACACGUCCAUAAUGCGACUCAAGUACUCCACCUGUCUCAAUUCGAUUAGAACUUAAUUCGAGUACGACCUUAAUUAGAUUAAGGUAAGUAAAAAUCGCUGUUUACGUGGUAGUUUCUUCAUCAAAGUAUGGUCUUAAUCGGAUUAAGAGUGGAUCGUUGUCGUCCACGUAAACGCAGCCAGUAACUCCGUUAUAUCACACCAAACCCGGCACUGAUUAUUAUUUAAAGUGCUUUAGCCCUCACUUACGUCAUCAUUAUCGGCGCUACGUACAUUCUCGCUACGUGAUAUCGCCGGAGCUCGGCUCCGAAUCCCUCCUCGGUCGAUUUUUCCCGUGGUAGAGCGGGGGCUGAAGCGGUGUAGGGUCACGAGCGGGCUCCAGUCAGUCAACAUACCUGUACAAUGACCUGUAGUGUAGGUUUAUGUAUAAGCUAUGUGAGCCUGAUAAACUGGUAGCUCAGUGUAAUAAAAUUUCAUGAAUUUAAAAAAAAAAAAAAAAAAAAAAACACGUGGGAAAAAAUGAGUCUUGUGCAUGCUGGUGAACUGUUUUCUUAGCAUAGAAUAAAUUAUUCUUGUAUUAUGAUUUUUAACCACAAACACCACACGAGAAUAAAAUGUUCCACUGAGGACUAAAUGUUCAGAAGGUGAAGAUGAUAAUAAUAAUAAUAAUAAUUAUUAUUAUUAUUAUUAUACGUAUUAUUUCUGUUCCUCUUGUUACAUUUGAUGUGUUGUUUACUGAGUGAGUGAAGUUACCGAUUUUAAGCAUUUUGUACAGACUCUUAAAUAUUUAUUAACCUCGGUUUCGGCUUUCUACUAAUAUUUCUUUCUUGGCUGAUUAAUAAAUCACGCUUAGAAAGUCCUCACAAGGUUUUUCUUUUUUUGUGUGUGUGUGUGUGUGUUUUGGGUUCUGGAACUGUGCCAACAGUGUUUAACAUAAUGGCUUCAGUGUUCAUCGUUCAAGAUCUGAGCGACUUUAUUUGUGAGGCUAUGACUCAUUCAUAGUCGAUUUUUAAAAUGUCUAAAAAUGGGAUAAAAUGAAAAACAGGAUAAAAAAUAUCCUGUUUUUUAUUACUUCUGAUUUUUUUUUUUUUUACAUAGAAGUACUGUUUUAAAAAAAUAUAAUCUAUUUACAUUUUUUAGUCGCUCGUUUUUAAAUAAUUUGUUCUAUUUAUUCCCUUGUUUUUUUUUUUAUUACUUCUGAUUUUUCAAUUCAUUUUUUGUAAAAAAAAUAAAUAAAAAUAAAUAAGUAAAAAUUCGAAACAUUUUUAAGUACUUAUUAAAUGACUUUUCUUUGGAAUUUAAAUUUGUGGAACUGCAAGUUAGUUAAGUUAGAAAUAUUUCCAUGUAUGCACGUUCACGUCACAUGAAGGCCAGUCAAGAGUGUUUCAUCACCUGUUUGCAAUAAACAAACUUGUCAUUGAACUCGUCUUCGUAAAUUGCGCAACGUCCUCAACAUCCUCAAAACUCUUCAACAGUUGAAGAUUAGAAAAAGAAAAAAAAAAAUCACUUCAGCUGUCCAGUUUGGGGGAGUCUGUGCGUCCAUGAUAGCCUCAGUUUCCUGUUCUUGGCUGACAGGAGUGGAACCUGAUGUGGUCUUCUCCUGUUGUAGCUCAUCCACCUCAAUGCUUGAUGUAUUGUACGUUCUGAGAUACUUUUCUGCUCAGCACAUUUUUAUUAUAGAGUGCUUAUUUCAGUUACAAGGAUGUGUUUUGUUUUUUUCGCAACAGUCUGUGUAAACUCUAAGAGACUGUUCAGGAGGUCAACAAUACUCCAACCAGCCCAUCUGGUACCAACAUCCAUGCCACGGAUAGUCCCAGAGAUCAGACCUUUUCCCCAUUCUGAUGUUUGAUGUGAACAUUAUCUGAAGCUCUUCACCUGUAUCGGCAAGAUUUUAUGCAUCGCAC
This is a messenger RNA of Ictalurus furcatus (blue catfish), 5297 nucleotides long. Its product is annotated as zinc finger protein 235-like. Lineage: Eukaryota; Metazoa; Chordata; Actinopteri; Siluriformes; Ictaluridae. The transcript is spliced from 8 exons. The record is from RefSeq and is a predicted model, not a curated record. Gene Ontology annotation, molecular function: DNA-binding transcription factor activity; RNA polymerase II cis-regulatory region sequence-specific DNA binding. Gene Ontology annotation, biological process: regulation of transcription by RNA polymerase II. The coding region runs from base 128 to 2740 and encodes 870 amino acids.